Pecten maximus is the source of this 1699-nucleotide messenger RNA. Its product is annotated as WD repeat-containing protein 92-like. The coding region runs from base 133 to 1197 and encodes 354 amino acids. The record is from RefSeq and is a predicted model, not a curated record. Gene Ontology annotation, molecular function: ubiquitin binding. The transcript is spliced from 8 exons. NCBI's taxonomy places the organism in Eukaryota, Metazoa, Mollusca, Bivalvia, Pectinida, Pectinidae.
GAGGUAAAAAGUUUCAACUUCCGUUCGGCUUCCAGAAGAAUCUCGCUUUCUUGUUUAUGCUUGUUUUGUCUAUUGCGAUUAUUCUUGAACCAAAUCAACACUGCAUCGACACCAGAGAUCAGACUUAUAACCAUGGAUAAACCUCAAAUAAUUCUGCAUAUCCAAAAGUCGCUCAACUACACUCUCUUCGACGCCAAAUGGAUACCAUCCAGUGCGAAGUUCGUGGUCCUCGGUAACCAUGCACGCGGAACCGGUGCCAUACAGAUAUACGAGGUUUCACAUGGUGACGUAGCUCUUGUGAAAGAGGUGGAAAAGUCGAAAGGCUUUAAAUGUGGCACAUUCGGAGCCUCCAAACUACAAGAGAGAUAUCUGGCAACUGGAGAUUUUGAUGGGAAAAUGCACAUAUGGAAUCUUGAAAAACCAGAACUACCGAUUUACUCUGUGAAAGGACAUAAAGAAAUAAUCAAUGCUAUUGAUGGUGUUGGUGGUCUAGGGAUUGGUGAGGGGGCUCCGGAAAUUGUCACAGGAAGCAGAGAUGGUGCUGUCAAGGUCUGGGACCCCCGUCAGAAGAAUGAACCUGUGGCGACAAUGGAGCCGGGAGAGGGGCAAGAUAAACGGGACUGCUGGACAGUAGCAUUUGGUCAUGCCUAUAACCAGUCAGACAGAUGUGUUUGUGCAGGAUAUGAUAAUGGAGAUAUCAAGUUAUUUGAUCUAAGAAAUAUGCAACUGCGCUGGGAGAAAAAUGUAAAGAACGGUGUCUGUGGAGUUGAGUUUGACAGAAAGGAUAUCAGUAUGAACAAGCUAGCAGCAGCAACAUUAGAGUCAAAAUUCCAUAUAUUUGACAUGAGGACACAGCACCCCACGAAAGGAUUUGCUAGUGUGACAGAAAAGGCACACAAAUCAACCGUAUGGGGAGUGAAGCAUUUACCACAAAACAGAGACGUAUUCAUGUCCAUGGGAGGAAACGGUUCUCUUUACUUGUGGAAAUAUUCAUAUCCUGGUCAGCGAGUGGAAAAGGACAGUGAGGGGCGAGAAGGUGGAGUACCUGGCACUGUGAACCUUCUUCAAAAUAUCACCAUGACUACACAACCAAUAAGCUCUCUAGACUGGAGUCCUGACAAGGAAGGGCUCUGUGUGUGUACAGCAUUUGAUCAAACAUUACGUGUUUUGGUCGUCACAAAACUCAAUCGUGUGUGAGGAAGAUUAUUUAUAUAUGAAUAUUUAAGACUCAAGAUGUUGGUUACUGGAGAACUUCUCUGGAUUUUACCCAAAUCUGAAUUAGAUUCUUAUCUUAUCAGUUGGAUGUUAGCAUAAAUCCGAGUCAUUAUUAUGCUUGAGCCCAUUUCUGGCCAAUGUGAGUUGGAGGAAACUGAUACAGAGGGUUCACAAGAGUCACAGAGAAGAUAUUCAGUUCUAUCAGCAAUUCUUCAAUUAUAACUAUAAUUGAUGCAAGGGGGUAGUGCAGCUUAUGGAAAUCAUCAAACAACUGCAUUUUCCAAUAAGAAAAGUAAACCUGUUGGUUGCAGAGUUGCAUAGUGAUAUGAAAUAAGGUACUUUUCAUUCUCUGAGAGACCCUUACCAGUGUGAUGCAAUGGCCAUAGGCAUAUACAUUAUGUACUUGUGUGUAUAGACUUUUCCUAUGUGACUGAUCAUUUGUUUGUGAUAUGGUGCGAGGUGGCAUACAUUCAAAGCAUUACUA